UUUCCCGUCCCAGCCCCUGAUUUUCCCACCUCUAUUCUAAUAGGCUUUCCCCUCUUCUGUGCAGCCCUUCGGCUGCAUAGGCAAAGCACAAGCCCUUGCCCAGCAUCACCUGGAUCCCUUCCCCACCCACCCAGUGUCUCUCAAAAGCAACUCUGGUGCUUCUGGAGGUUAAUUGCCCCAGUUUUCUGCCCAGGAGAAUUAAAACUUCUCCCACCCUCCUCUCUUCCCCUCUUCACCUCCCCCAGCCCCUCAAAACCAACCUCCUGCUACCUAAGGAAAACUCUCUUUUCUCUCUAGCACAUGCAGUCCUCAAUUCUUCACUGAGCUCGUUUGCUCUAAGCCCAGCUCAGUCCACUCCAAAUUUUGUUGAUAACCUUCCUUACCCUUUUAUAUGAAGAAAUUUCCCACUGCCUGGGAAUUUGAGAAAAACCCAAUAAGCCUCUUCCCGGGGAACUUUCUAACAGUUAGAUUUUGAUCUCAAGGCCCUAACAGCCCAUCCUCAACUUUUUCUUUUCUAUCCCCCUGCCUGUAACCAGUGCUACCGGGUCAAAAGCAAAAAGGGAGACAUGCUGAAAGCUUAAGGUUUGGGUAGAGGUAGGAGGGGCAAGACAAUUUUCUGUUGGGCUUUCCAGAUAGAGUUCAGGACCGGUGACUCUCAGUUGCCAGUCCUGGGAGCCAUUUAUUUGCUACUUGGAGGGGAUGUAAGAGGAGCCAGCAAGAACGAAGACUCCCUCCAUCAUAACACAGAUACACUGUGGACCCCCCAGACCAUCCUAUCCUCCGCAAAGACUCCACCUGCCCCUACCGGGCUCUCUGCUUCCACUGGGCACAUGCUGAUGCCCCUGAGUGGGCUGCUGCGGUGGUGGUGCUGCUGUGCCUGGCACUGCUGUGGAUUGUGCACCCCAGCCCCCCAGAUGUUGCGCCACCAGGGUCUACUCAAGUGCCGCUGCCGUAUGCUCUUCAAUGACCUGAAGGUUUUCCUCCUGCGGCGCCCCCCUCCAGUGCCCCUGCCCAUGCACGGGGAACCCCAGCCCCCUGGUUUGGCUGCCAACAACAACACGCUUCCGGCUCUGGGUGCCGGCGGGUGGGCAGGCUGGAGGGGCCCUCGCGAAGGGGUGAGCAGGGAGACCCCUCCCCUGCCACCUCCACCACCUUUGCCUCCUUCUGUGGAAGAUGACUGGGGCGGCCCAGCCACAGAGCCACCUGUCUCGCUGCUCAGCAGUGCCUCGUCAGAUGACUUCUGUAAAGGGAAGCCUGAGGAUCGCUACUCCCUGGGCAGCAGCCUGGAAAGUGGCAUGAGGACCCCACUCUGCCGCAUCUGCUUCCAGGGGCCGGAACAGGGGGAGCUGCUGAGCCCGUGCCGCUGCGCCGGCUCGGUCAAGUGCACGCACCAGCCUUGCCUCAUCAAGUGGAUCAGCGAGCGGGGCUGCUGGAGCUGCGAGCUCUGCUAUUACAAGUACCACGUCAUCGCCAUCAGCACAAAGAACCCUCUGCAGUGGCAGGCCAUCUCUCUGACAGUCAUCGAGAAGGUUCAGAUUGCAGCUGCCAUCCUGGGUUCCCUCUUCCUCAUCGCCAGCAUCUCUUGGCUCAUCUGGUCGACCUUCAGCCCCUCAGCAAAAUGGCAGCGCCAAGACCUCCUCUUCCAGAUCUGCUAUGGGAUGUAUGGAUUCAUGGACGUGGUGUGCAUAGGCCUCAUCAUCCACGAGGGACCCUCUGUGUACCGCAUCUUCAAACGGUGGCAGGCUGUCAACCAGCAGUGGAAAGUGCUGAACUAUGACAAGGCGAAAGACCUGGAGGAGCAAAAGACAGGAGGCAGGACCAACCCCCGGACCUCCUCGUCCACCCAGGCCAACGCCCCCUCCUCAGAAGAGGAGGCCGCGGGCACCCCUGCCCCCGAGGAGGGCCCCGCCCGGGCGGCCAGCCACCCCUCAGGCCCCCUGUCCGAUCACCACUGUGCUUACACCAUCCUGCACAUCUUGAGUCACUUGCGACCUCAUGAACAGCGGACCCCGCAGGGCGGCAGCCGAGAGCUGGUCAUGAGGGUCACGACGGUGUGAGCCGAGAGACCUGCGAGGGAGCCGUGACCACGCACGUGCAAGAGAGAGCGAGCUAGAAGAGGAUGGGCCGGGAAGGGCUCGCCCCAACACGAUGCCACCGCCGUCUGGGCAG
Messenger RNA from Odocoileus virginianus texanus, 2169 nucleotides. It is a transcript of the gene MARCHF4, whose product is annotated as membrane associated ring-CH-type finger 4. Gene Ontology annotation, molecular function: ubiquitin-protein transferase activity; zinc ion binding. Gene Ontology annotation, biological process: protein ubiquitination. Gene Ontology annotation, cellular component: trans-Golgi network; Golgi stack. NCBI's taxonomy places the organism in Eukaryota, Metazoa, Chordata, Mammalia, Artiodactyla, Cervidae. The record is from RefSeq and is a predicted model, not a curated record.